AUGAAUCAAAUAAGUGAGGCACCUGUGGAAGAAAACACUGAAAUUGUAAAGGAAGAAAUAUUAGAUGGUAAAUCGAAGUUAAGAAAAUGGCUCAAUAUGAACUUCAGGAUUGAAAUGACCGACGGCAGAGUACUUAUAGGAGUGUUCUUAUGCACUGACAGAGACGCCAACGUUAUAUUAGGAGCCUGUUCAGAGUACCUCAAAAAUAGUGACGGAGAAACAGAAGAGCCCAGAACAUUAGGGUUAGUUAUGGUUCCUGGACGUCACAUUGUCUCAAUUCAGAUUGACGAUACAACUCCUCCCCAAAAAUAUUAUUAUGAAGACUGACUAAUGCCAGCUGUGAUCUUUGGUAUAGUUUUGUUAUUAAAUCAUUUAUAGAUUGUACUAAUUACAUGUUAUGUUGUACAUAUUUUUCUUUGCUAUUUUGGAAAAAUCUAUGAACCUUAUUAUGUAAACUUUUUACACUUUAGUUGCCAAUGAGUACAUAAUUUACUCAAUGUUAGUUGCUCACCCAAUACAAAAACAAAAAAAAAACAGCUAUAGAUAACAGUGUUUCCAACUAUCAAGAUGCAAAAACUGUCAAAAAGUUGUACAAAGAAAAUUACAAAUAAAUUGUGGAUUGUAGAGUAACAUUACAUUUGCCUGAAUUGCUGUUGACAUGCAAAUAAGGGAGUUUUUUAAUCUGAUUAUACAAAAAACCUUCAGCCAUAUCC
This is a messenger RNA of Hyposmocoma kahamanoa, 713 nucleotides long. It is a transcript of the gene Sbat, whose product is annotated as N-alpha-acetyltransferase 38, NatC auxiliary subunit. Gene Ontology annotation, molecular function: RNA binding. Lineage: Eukaryota; Metazoa; Arthropoda; Insecta; Lepidoptera; Cosmopterigidae. The record is from RefSeq and is a predicted model, not a curated record. Gene Ontology annotation, cellular component: NatC complex. The transcript has 3 exons. The coding region runs from base 1 to 327 and encodes 108 amino acids.